Messenger RNA from Chenopodium quinoa (quinoa), 2399 nucleotides. RefSeq names its product ammonium transporter 1 member 3-like. Gene Ontology annotation, molecular function: ammonium channel activity. Gene Ontology annotation, cellular component: membrane. Lineage: Eukaryota; Viridiplantae; Streptophyta; Magnoliopsida; Caryophyllales; Amaranthaceae. Gene Ontology annotation, biological process: ammonium transmembrane transport; ammonium homeostasis. The record is from RefSeq and is a predicted model, not a curated record. The coding region runs from base 779 to 2167 and encodes 462 amino acids. The transcript has a single exon.
AGUUUUACUUUAUUUGUGUAAAUAUGAAAAUGAUAUUAUAAGUGUUGGCCACUUAUAGCUCAAUAGCUGAUGCAGUAAUCUGAGGGGGUUGAUUAUAGAGUUUCGCUUUUGUUUCUUGUCUAUAAUCUCUAUAUUCCCCCAUAAGGACCUUUUUUUUUUCUUUCUGCAAGUCACUAAAACUGCCCCAAGAUAUGCAGGUUAUUACUUUUAUUUGCGAUUUAAAGUCUGUCUUGUGUAUUUGUCUAUCAUACCUUGUAGAUGUGAAAUAUGCAAGCAUUAGUUGUAUAAAGAAAUUAGGUAGCGCUGAGUUUGGUGCUUUCGAGUUCUGAUGUAUGAAUGGUUUGAUGAUGUAAGAGAAAUUAUGAGGGUUAAUUUUAUCUGAUUUUCCUGGAGGGUGUAGUUUCAUACCCAAAUUGGUCUUAUAGUAGUAAUUGUACACCAGCUUUACAAAGGAUAAGAAAAAUUCAUGUUUGGGGCUCCAAUGAUUUUGGAAGUGGCCCCAAUUUUUAGCUUUGGAUUUACUUCCUUUUAACAACUCACCCCAAAGCUAGUGGUCAAGUUGCUGAUAUUUAACUGUCAUUCUCACACUCUCCUAUCAAUCUUACAUAAUUCCUACAGCCACCAUUCAACUUGUUGAUCACCAUAACCCCAAAAAUGUAAUCCAUCUGUAACCUCAUCAUUUCUGUCUCUUCUAGUGCCAAAUUCCUUUUAUAGUUCCAUACUUGAAAUUCUCCAAUCACCAAUCACUUCUAUCUUUGUGCAGUCUCUCAAAUCCGUGAUGGCAGUUUCAUGGGAACAGAGUGUUACAAGCUCAAUAAACGCCAUAUAUCUCCUCUUCUCAGCCUACCUUGUUUUUGUAAUGCAGCUUGGAUUUGCUAUGCUAUGUGCAGGUUCAGUCCGUGCUAAGAACGCCUUGAACAUAAUGCUCACCAAUGUUGUUGAUGCUGUUGUAGGCAGCCUCUCGUACUACCUCUUUGGUUUUGCUUUCGCCUUUGGAACUGGCCCUGGAUCCAACCCUUUCAUCGGUACACAUUUCUUUGCUCUCGAAGGUGUGCCUGAUGGUGAAUAUGACUAUAGUUUCUUCCUCUACCAAUGGUCAUUUGCCAUUGCAGUUGCUGGGAUCACCAGUGGCUCAAUAGCUGAGAGAACACAGUUUGGUGCUUAUCUCAUUUUCUCUUUCUUUCUUUCUGGAUUUGUGUACCCUAUUGCAGCUCAUUGGGUUUGGUCUUCCAGUGGUUGGCUUAGCCCUAGUUCUGCUAAUCUGUUUCUUGGUUCAGGGGCUAUAGACUUUGCUGGAAGUGGUGUGGUUCACUUGGUUGGUGGUAUUGCUGGACUUUGGGGCUCCAUUAUUGAAGGACCGCGGGUUGGUCGGUUUGAUGCAUUUGGGAAGCCUGUUUCCAUAAAAGGUCACAAUGCAACUCUAGUGGUUCUAGGUACGUUUUUGCUGUGGUUUGGUUGGUUUGGGUUCAACCCAGGCUCUUUUGGUGAGAUCCUAGUAGCAUACCCAACCACCACCGACCAAGGUAAUUGGACUGCCAUAGGACGGACUGCUGUUACCACCACAUUGGCAGGUUCAAUGUCUGGAAUAGUUACCCUGUUUGGAAGACGUCUGUUGAUAGGUCAUUGGGAUGCACUAGAUGUUUGCAAUGGUGUCCUUGGUGGGUUUGUUGCCAUAACAUCCGGUUGCUCAGUGGUUGAACCAUGGGCUGCUGUUAUAUGUGGGUUUGUGGCAGCUUGGGUCUUAAUUGGACUCAACAUGUUGGCACUGAAACUGCAUUUUGAUGACCCAUUAGAAGCAGCUCAAUUGCAUGGCGGGUGUGGAGCCUGGGGUUUGAUCUUUACAGGCUUGUUUGCCAAGGAAGAAUUCUUAAUCCAGGUUCAUGACUCCGGCGUUGGUGGCAUCUCUCGUUCUUCUGGCCUCCUGCUGGGUGGGGGUUGGGGCUUGUUCGGGGCUCAAGUAACCGAGCUUAUAGUGAUUGCUGGCUGGGUUAGUGUGACUAUGGGCCCACUGUUUUACAUCUUGCAUAAACUGAGACUGUUAAGGAUAUCUAUUCAUGAAGAAGUUGCUGGUCUUGACAUAUCUAGCCAUGGAGGCUAUGCCUACCAUAACCAAGAUGAAGAUGAACGUCCACAGCGUUAUAAUGACUAUAUACAGAUGCGCAACUAGUCUUGAACUUGUUUAUCAGAAGCUUAUCAGCUCCUAUCUUUCAUCAAUGAUUGCCACUUGAUUCUUAUGUUUUCCCGGUCUUUCCUGCUGCAGAUGUAUAUUGCAUGUCUACAAGUUGAAAUUGUGUUUAGUGUCUAAAAAGCUUGUUAUUAGUGUGUAAGUGUGUAAAUUUUGUAAAUGAUACCCUUCUUAUAUUUCUAAAUAAAUUUUACUCCGUAGUAAACAAUAUUAA